AUGCCGUUAUUCAGGUCGUUGCAUCAUGCUUCGGAGAAGAAACGCGAUUUGUCAGAUUUGAUCACAACACAGCAAGAAGAACAUGAAGAAAAAUCAGAAAAAUUCAAAGCAAAUUCUAGGAAAUAUAAUUCACAAUUUACCAAACAAAAAUUUACAAAUUCGGAAGGGAAAUACAAUUUUUCCUCUUCAGCACAUGUUGUAUUUCCCUUCAUGAUGAAGAAUUCAUGGACGGAAAUUGCAAAUAUUUUGAAAGAGAGCGAAAUUUCAUCAAGUGCUGAAUUUGCUGCAAUUGUGAGGAAAAUUCAGAAAAUUUCCUAUCAAUCACAUGAUAAGAAACAAGUGGAAUCAGUUCUAGUUCAAGAUAUUAAUCUAUUGAGUAUGUUAUUGGAUGAGAAGAGUAGUGCAAAGUGGGAAGGACGUCCAAAGUUUUUUACUGAAACAUUGCCAUUCAUCAUUGAGUUGGUUUUGAAAUCUGAGAGCAUUCUUGGAUCGUAUGCUGGUGAUUUGUAUGAACAUGAAUGUCAGAGACAGUCAACUAUAGUGUUGAAUGAAGGAUUACUGCCAAUAUUGGAGGAAUUGAACAAGUCAUCAAUUAAUAAUGAAUCAAGAGCUGUGAAAUUGACUAAAUUGGAAUGUGCUUGUAUAUUGGCAAAUAGUUUCUUUUGUACAUUUUCAAGAUUGGGAGAUGUAAAGGAAGGAACCUUGAAAAUUACAAGUAUUAACAUGGAUACUCUGUUUAUCAAUCCAUACAUUGCAAGUAGCUCCAAACUCUUGAUGAUUAUCCAUUAUUUUGAGAGAUUAUGUGAGAGAGGAAUUGAGGAAAUUAAAAGAUUUGGCUAUGUGACAUUUAUUAGAAAGAAAGUAGAGCCAUAUCAAGUCAUUUGUCAAAUUCAACAAUCAACUGUUGAAAUAUCAAACAAUCAAGUGAUUGUUCUUCCAGAAGGAUCAAUUGAGGAUUGUGAAAAUGCCAUUCACAGUGACUUUGCAAACAAGUACAUUGGAGGAGGAGUUUUAAGAGGAGGAGCCGUUCAGGAGGAAAUUAGAUUUGCACUCAGUCCUGAAUGUAUCAUCUCUAGGUUGAUUGUUGAAAAGCUUUCGAAUAAUGAGUCAUUAUUAAUUUGUGGAACAGAGCAGUUUAGUUCACAUCAAGGAUAUGCCAAAUCACUCCUCUAUAAGGGAGACUUUAUUGAUGGAAAUUAUGAGAAGGAAAGCGAACAUCUAUUUUGCUUCAAAUCACAAAUUGUUGCAUUCGAUUCUAAAUAUUACUAUACGAAUGAAAAAUUGAAACAGUGGAAGAUUGAUUGUAUAGAUAGAGAAAUUAUCAAGGCCUAUUCUGCAUUCUGUUCUAUUAGAAAGAAUUAUGGAUUGAAUUUCUAUUCGAAUAUUUCUACAGGUAACUGGGGAGGUGGAGCAUUCAAUAGUGAUCACGAACUCAAGUUUAUCAUUCAAUUAAUUGUCACUUGCCAUUGCGAAAAACCAAUGUAUUAUUAUACCUUCAAAAAUACUGAACUGGCAAGAAAAUUCAAAGACUUUUUGGAAUUUUGUGAAAAGCAUAAUGUAACAGUUCAAAAAAUUUACAAUCUUCUAGAGAAUAUGUAUUCAGAGUACAUUGAACCAAACUCUCACGAAGAAACCUUCUCUCCUCACACAUUAGAAUAUCUAAUGGGCAAACUAACCUCAAAAUAA
Naegleria gruberi is the source of this 1686-nucleotide messenger RNA. RefSeq lists its product as uncharacterized. Gene Ontology annotation, biological process: nucleotide-sugar metabolic process; carbohydrate metabolic process; regulation of DNA repair. Gene Ontology annotation, cellular component: nucleus; cytoplasm. Bases 1 to 1686 code for a protein of 561 amino acids. Gene Ontology annotation, molecular function: poly(ADP-ribose) glycohydrolase activity. The transcript has a single exon. NCBI's taxonomy places the organism in Eukaryota, Heterolobosea, Eutetramitea, Acrasida, Naegleriidae. The record is from RefSeq and is a predicted model, not a curated record.